UCGUGAUCCCGAUACCGGCCAACUCUAAUUUUGAGAGAAUGCUUGCCAAAAUUCUAAUUAUAACCUGUCUAAUAAUCCAAACCCAUUCAUGGACUUUGAAAGAUUAUCCAUCCCCUAGAGGAACUACUUAUUGGAAAUGUGGUGUUACUAAACCUGUUUGGGUUUGUGAUCCUGAUGGAGUGCUGAAUUAUCAACAGAGGAAAGAAAUUGUUGAUUUGAUUGAAAAUUUCCUGGAGAAAACUAAACGGCCAAAUUCAACAGUUCCAAGUAUGAGAGAAGGAGUUAGACUUGAAGUGGCUUUAUCAAAUUUUGAAUUUGAUUUGGAUGAUGGUUCCUUUAGAUAUACUGAUCUGUGCACAAAUGAUAGAAUUUGGAUGUUAGCUGAUACUACAAAAUGUGGGUCAGAUGUACUACAGGGAAUCGAGUUGGUAAAUACAAAUGGUUUUCUUUAUUGUUAUUCGAUACGUGAUUUAAUGCUCAAUCAUAAUGAAGAAUAUAAACUACCAGGGAGAAAGGUAAAUAUCGAAGCAAAAUUAGAUAGAUACGGUGGAAUCUCUAUAUUACGGUACCCUUGGGAUUGA
Molecule: messenger RNA, 581 nt
Organism: Meloidogyne enterolobii
Lineage: Eukaryota; Metazoa; Nematoda; Chromadorea; Rhabditida; Meloidogynidae
Source: the annotation of a GenBank genome assembly